CUUGUUUCUGCCUUUUUUUUUCCAUAAAGGCUAUUUGAUUCCAUUAUGAGUAACUUACUCCUGCAGUUUUUGUGGUAUGAGUAUUAGACUUUUCUUUGGUCUUGCUUAUAAUUUAUCAAUUUGUUUUACUGACUAGUUUUUUUUUGUUUACUGCGGAAUCAUUAUGGAUAAUAUGGCUGUCCCAUUUGCAGAAAGAUAGCAAGCUUUUUAGUAUUAUAGGAGUGGAUUCUGCUGGUCUUUCUUGCUCAAUUUUACAUUGGUUUUCUUUAUUGAUCUUGAAAGCACAUUUCUUUUUGAAGAUAAUCAUCAAUCAGUCAGUUAUGGAUUUUUUUUUGGGGGGUAUUUAUUCUUCCACAACCAUGGUUCUCAGACUUCAAGAAUCAAUCAGUGAUUGUUAUUAGGACUUCUGCCAGUUGUGUUUUUGGGGAUUCCUUGUUCUUGGCUUCUUUGAUUCUGAGGUGUACAGACUACAGAGCUUGAUAUUCCCAUGAUUCUUAUGUAUAUUCUAUCGUCUCACAAGCAGUUUCUGGGACCAACAAGUAUGCAUUGUCUCUAGGAAUUGAUUUUCAAAUUUUGGUGGAUUGUGGUUUUCUUAUUGAAUGGCUCUCUUCAAGAUCUCUCGUCCAACAUGAUGUUGAAGCAUUGUCCUUUUUCUGUGUAAUUGAAUGUAUCUUCAAGAUUGGUUGUUAUUUAUCGAUGGGAGACAAUGACUUUCACUUAUUUAGUACCCAUUUGUGGCUUUCUCCCACUCCUGGCAGACGUCACAAUCUUGAUGGUGACUUAAGAGAUAAACUUGGUAGACACUUUUCUCCAGAGCGGAGACCUUCUUUGGACAGAAGUGGAAGGAGAGUACAAAGAUUUAGUGGACAUGAAAAUCCCAGGGCCUUUGAGAAGCGAAGAGAUGUAGACUACAGGGAGAACCGCAGAUAUGAUGAACGAAGUGAUUAUGCUGGAAGUAGGAUUGAAGUCAGGGAAAGAGAUGAACGAAAUAAGUUUCUGGGAUAUAAUAAUGUUCUGGAAGAGCAGUUAAAAGAUGUAGAGCAAGAUGUUAAGAUGUUAACUGAUGAAAAAUUACGGUUGGAGGCUGCUGUUGAAAGGAAGGCACGGGAUGCAGACAGUCUUACUUCUAAGAUCCAGGAGCUUAGGACCCAGUUGGAUAGAGAGAAAGAGGAAUGUAAGAGGAUAACUUCAAGCACGAAGAAAUUUGUGAAAGAAUAUAAUCGUUUCUUGCGGGCACAAGAUGAUGUAAAGAGGUCAGAAGCUCGUCUUCAGAAGUUAGGAACCCAACUUAGUACGUAUCUUCUUGGAAACGAAGGCAACGACAUGGAAACAGACAUCGAGAUUGAGAGCGAUGAAGAGAAAAAUGGUCGGAAUCUGAGAAGUGCUUCUGAUUUACAAAAUGAGCUGCAGAAUACUUCUUCAGUGUCCAGGAAAAGGCAUUAUGUGGAACAGUAUACUACCAAAGAAUCUGUUCAAGAUGCCUUGAUAGGAAGACGUGAAGAAGAUAAGGUGGAGAAUGGGAGGAGUCCUUCUCGUUGGAAUAGGAUUCCUUCGAUAUCAUUUUCUGAAGAGGAAAGUAGAGCGCGGAACGAGGAAGACACGAUGAACAAGUCCUCAUCGAAGGAAGACACUAGGAAAAGAAGAAGGCUCUCUUCUGGCACCUCAUCUAGCAAUAAGGUAAUGUCGUCAACAAGCAUGGCAGCUCGGGUAUCUGAUGAAGUGGCAGAGUUUGAUGAAGAAAAUACUCGAGAAGCCAAUGGCUCUCCUCUCAUAUCUCUUCCUCCACCCCCACCUUUCAGAAAUGCUCAUUUUCAUGGAGACGAGGAGACAAAAGUCGAUGUGAUUGAACGGAGGAAAGCCGAUGAUGUUGAUUCCGUCUGAUCUUAAUCUGAAUUCAUAACCUCUUAGACAGAAAGUUCUGUUCUUUAAGUAAUAUAUGCUAGGGAAGCUUUUGCAUUUUGUUCUGUGCAGUACUUAAAACAAAGACUAGAAUGGGUACAUGAUGAUCUUUAAAUAUAUUUAAUCUCCAGGAGAACUAA
This is a messenger RNA of Raphanus sativus (radish), 2039 nucleotides long. Its product is annotated as zinc finger CCCH domain-containing protein 40. The coding region runs from base 697 to 1881 and encodes 394 amino acids. Gene Ontology annotation, molecular function: metal ion binding. The transcript has 11 exons. NCBI's taxonomy places the organism in Eukaryota, Viridiplantae, Streptophyta, Magnoliopsida, Brassicales, Brassicaceae. The record is from RefSeq and is a predicted model, not a curated record.